This is a messenger RNA of Cydia splendana, 3215 nucleotides long. RefSeq lists its product as uncharacterized. Gene Ontology annotation, biological process: transmembrane transport; monoatomic anion transport. The record is from RefSeq and is a predicted model, not a curated record. The transcript has 21 exons. Lineage: Eukaryota; Metazoa; Arthropoda; Insecta; Lepidoptera; Tortricidae. Gene Ontology annotation, cellular component: membrane. Bases 64 to 3189 code for a protein of 1041 amino acids. Gene Ontology annotation, molecular function: transmembrane transporter activity.
UCGUGUAGAAUAUAUUACAACGUAUGUGAACAAAGAUCUACUGCGACACGAUUUUUUUUCAAAAUGGCUAUCACGGAAAAGAACCAAGUUUACGAGAAAGUGCCAGUUAAUGAUGUGAUAAGUGAAAAUGAAGAAACCCAUAUACCCUCAUAUGGCUAUGGAGUCCGUCAUGUCCAAGCCGUAAUUCUCUUUAUCUGCAUGUUGGUUGGUUAUAUAGCAAGAACUCACCUAGGAGUCACCAUAGUAGCGAUGACCAGUGCCAUUGCUCAUGAAAAUUCUACAUUGAAUAUGACAGUUAUGGAAGCAAAUGGAACAGGACUUAAUAUAACUGAUGCCUUAGAUUUUAAUAUCACUAACGCUGGUAAUGAAACAAAUGUUUUAAACAGUAGCAAUGAAGGCAGUAUAUGGAAUGUUUAUCGGACGUACGACUGGUCAAAACCUAUACAUGAUUUGAUCCUGGGUGCUUUCUUCGUUGGGUAUUGCAUCGCCAUGUUUCCCACCGGCAUGAUCUGUCAACGUUUCGGAGGGAAGCUGCCACUUCAGAUAAGUCUACUGAUAAAUGGAAUCGUAACUUUAGCGACUCCGUCCGUUGCUGUUUGGGGUGGCUGGAAGGCCGUGUACUGUUGUCGAGUCCUCCAAGGAUUAAGCCAAGCUGGUCUAUACCCAAGUGCUCACUGCCUUCUAGCCAAAUGGGUCCCUGUCAGUGAAAAAGCCACUAUUAGCAGUUUUGUAUACACUGGAACCUUACUAGGCACAGUGAUUGCCUUUCAAAUAGCAGGGUUAUUGGCCAGCACUGCCGCAGGGUGGCCUAGUACCUUCUGGAUCACAGGCGCCUUGUGUAUAGCGACUUGUCUAAUGUUAACCGUCUUCGGCGCUGCCAGCCCUGAUCUUCACAAGACUAUCAGCGACGACGAGAAAAACUACAUUUUGGGCAAGAUUGAUGAUGGCGUAAAGAAAAAGGCUGCCAAGGCACCUUGGAAACGUAUCUUCACAUCGAUACCCGUCUGGUCUACAUUCGUUACUCACACUGCGGCCGGGAUCUGUUUCGUCUUUCUUUUUACUCAAAUACCAUCAUAUAUGCAUUAUAUACUCGGCUUUAAUGUCAAAGAUAGUGGACUUCUUUCCUCACUGCCUUACAUAGCGAGUUCCAUCGCUAAUAUUGGCUUUGGAGUCUUCUUCGACUUCUGCAUCAACAGGGGCUAUCUCUCAACUAAAAAUGCGCGUAAGGUGUGCAACAGUCUUGCUGCAUGGGGUCCAGCAGUGUGUUUGGUGUCAGUUUCUUUCACACACAAUAGUGGACUAGCGGUGUUACUGUUAAUCAUGGCAGUGGGACUGUCUGCAGGCAUUCACUCUGGAUGGAUGGUUAACUACAUAGACCUGUCACCUAACUACAGCGGUUCUUUGAUAGCCACUGGCAAUACCUUUUCAACCAUUGGCAUCACGUUACUGCCCGUUCUUGUAUCUAAUGUGGUCAUCGAUGUGUAUGAUCCGCAUCAGUGGCGCAUUGUCCUGUUUAUCAUGGCUACUCUUAUAUCCGUCUGCAAUGCAGUUUUCGUCCUCUUCAUGUCUGCUGAUAAGCAACCUUGGGACCAGAUCGAUGAUGAAGAAAACGUUGAAGCCGAAAAAUCUAUCGAAAUAACGUCAAUGGAAAAUAUUCCAGAGAUACCUGUGUCUUAUGGUUAUGGAAUUCGACAUGUACAAGUUGCACUCUUACUGCUCAGUUUGACAGUAGCAUAUUCGGCACGCGCACAUAUAGGUCUAACUGUAGUUGCCAUGUCUAAAACACCACGUAAUGUAAAUAUAACUAUUAGUCAUUCUAGUGGUUUCGUAAAUGAAAGCAUCUACAAUAAUACAGUUAAUGCCAGUGACGUAAAAAAAGAAAACAAUAAUGGAAACUCAAUGGAAUCUGAAGUCAAUGGAAUUAUUUCAAAACUAAGCAAGGAGAAUGAAACAUCUGAAAGUAUUUGGAAUGUUUAUAUGACUUAUGAUUGGCCAAAAUCAAUUCAAGAGUUGAUUUUAGACUCAUUUUUCUUAGGUUACUUUUUGAUGAUGUUUCCUAUGGGAAUGGUUGCCCAACGUUUUGGAGGGAAGAUACCUCUGCAAGUAUGCAUGCUAGUUAACGGAGUAGUUUCCCUUAUCACUCCCUCAGUGGCUGCAUGGGGAGGAUGGAAAGCAGUAUGCUCCUGCCGGGUGAUACAAGGACUAAGUCAAGCAGGAGUGUACCCUAGCAUACAGACUGUACUGUCUAAAUGGGCGCCAGCAAGUGAACGAGGCAGAUUUGCCAGCUAUAUAUAUUCAGGUUCGACAAUAGGCACAGUUAUAGCAUUCCAAUCAAGUGGAGCAUUAUCAUCCAGUAAGGUGGGAUGGCCUGCCACAUUUUGGUUGUUCGGAUCCGUGUGUAUUGCGGCUUUUAUACUCCUGACUAUAUUUGCCGCUAGUUCACCAACCGAACACAAAAAUUUAAGUGAAGAAGAGAAAACCUUCAUUUUAGGAAGAAUUGAUGAUGGUGUAAAACAGAGGAUGAAAACUCCAUGGAAGCAAAUUCUAACUUCUAAGCACGUUUGGGGAACAUUUGCAGCACACGUAGCUUCUGGAGUCUGUUUCGUCUUUUUCAUGACUCAAACACCUACUUACAUGUUCUACAUACUCGGUUUUAACAUUAAAAACAGCGGCAUUUUGUCCUCCUUACCCUACAUCGCAAGUAUUAUCUUAUCUGUAGUCUACGGGAUAGUAUCCGACUAUUGUACCAACAGAGGAAUCGUCACUUUAAAGACAGCAAGGAUCGCAUCCAACAGUAUUGCACAAAUUGGACCAGCACUCUGCCUUGUGGCAGUGUCGUUCACUGAAAACAGUACAUUCGCCGUUAUUUUGCUGGUUCUUGGAGUUGGACUGCUUGCCGGCGUCCACGUCGGUUGGAUGUUGAACUACAUAGACCUAUCUCCAAACUUCAGUGGGUCCCUAAUGGCACUAGGAAACACACUGACAUCGUUCGCCUCUCUCUCGCAGCCAAUAUUAAUCUCAAACAUCGUCACCGACGUGAAAAACCGCUUUCAGUGGCGUAUCAUGAUGUUUCUUAUGGCCACUAUCAUCUUCAUUACUAAUGGAGUGUUUGCUUGGUUUAUAUCAACGGAAACUCAGCCUUGGGACCAAAUGGAAUCCAAAGACACCAGUGACACGGAAAAAAAAUAAUCAAUAAUUAUUAAUAAAAUCAGUUU